GUUUAUGAACACCAAGAUGGAAGCAAGUCCCUGAAGUUAGGAGACUUUGGCCUAGCAACAAUUGUGGACGGACCUCUAUAUACUGUUUGUGGGACCCCAACAUAUGUAGCUCCAGAAAUCAUCGCUGAAACUGGAUAUGGCUUGAAGGUGGACAUCUGGGCAGCGGGUGUGAUUACGUACAUCCUGCUCUGUGGUUUUCCUCCAUUCCGUGGAAGUGGAGAUGACCAAGAAGUGCUUUUUGAUCAGAUUUUGAUGGGACAGGUGGAUUUUCCUUCUCCAUAUUGGGACAACAUUUCUGACUCUGCAAAGGAACUUAUCACAAUGAUGCUUCAAGUAGAUGUAGAUCUGCGAUUCUCAGCCUUGCAAGUUCUUGAGCAUCCAUGGGUUAAUGAUGAUGGCCUUCCAGAGAAUGAACAUCAGCUCUCAGUAGCUGGGAAGAUAAAGAAGCAUUUCAACACAGGCCCUAAGCCGAACAGCACAGCAGCUGGAGUUUCUGUCAUAGCACUGGACCACGGGUUUACCAUCAAGAGAUCAGGGUCUUUGGACUACUACCAACAACCAGGAAUGUAUUGGAUAAGGUAUGAGAUGGUGCAGCGCCAACA
Messenger RNA from Acanthisitta chloris (rifleman), 602 nucleotides. RefSeq names its product serine/threonine-protein kinase DCLK1-like. Gene Ontology annotation, biological process: protein phosphorylation. The record is from RefSeq and is a predicted model, not a curated record. Lineage: Eukaryota; Metazoa; Chordata; Aves; Passeriformes; Acanthisittidae. The transcript is spliced from 6 exons. Gene Ontology annotation, molecular function: ATP binding; protein kinase activity. The annotation marks the transcript as partial.